AUGCUGUUAGCUAAAGUCCGCAACAGGGAAUUUUGUAUUUUAAAUGAUACUCUUUCCAGUAACCAGCAAACCGUGUAUUAUGCAUACGGCUUUAAUAAAGAAAUAAGAUCUGAAAUAAAUAUAUAUUCCAUCAAUAAAUCAUUGAUCACAAAUGACUCUGAUGAAACGGUACCAUCGUUGAAAAUCCAUAAUAAGAUUCAAUAUGGAAAGAAUGAAAACAUUACCUUUUUGGGUUUUCUUAACUGCCAGCAAGAAAGUGAGAAGCAGAGCAAUAACAAGAGAAAAUUAGAUGACGAUUCAGAAACAGUGAGAACUCAGACUUUUUUGGUGGUCAUUUUGUCAAAUAAAAGUAUAUUAGUAUAUGAUGUCAGUGGCGACUCCAAAGAUGAAUUGGAACCAGUGGAAAUUAAGAUGAAGAAUGACAUUAAAUCAGCAACACUGUCGGGUGAUAGGUUUUGGAUUCUCGAUUCUCAAAACAAUAUUGAAUGUUACUCAGUAUUAGGCGCCAUUAAAAAAUCGUUACAAAAGUAUAAGGUUAGUACCAAGAAACAUGCUGACUCCCAUUUAGUAUCUACCACCGAUGAUGGGAUGUUAAUAAUAUCUUAUGAUAGUACCAGCUCGGAAAUAUCAGUGGAUACCUUCAACUCAUCUACCGGAAAGGUUGAAAAAAGCAAUAAAAUUUCCAUCGAAAUCAAUCUUGAGGAUGCAGAUGAAGACAGUGAUGUUGAAGAAGAUGAGUCAGAAGGUAAUGUCAUUAGCGCAAUCCAAGUCUCCAAAAUUCAUGAUGAUUUGGUAUAUUUGAAGUUUAGCAAAGAUGAUGGUCAUAUUUACAUAUACUCCAUUUCAACAAACAAGAUUACACAUAGAUUGAACAGCGUGGAACCUAUUGUUGAUUUCAAAGUUUUCAGAAUCAAGAACAUGGAGUAUGUGAUUUCCAGCAACUUCAACCCAGAUGAUGAGGCAGCUGCCAACUCUUUUGCAUUGUUUAAGUGUGUCUUCAGAAGAAAUGCCACCAAUAUCAACACCACAGUUCAAAUCAACUAUCGAGGGGUUCCAAAGAAUUUAGAAAUCAGUUCAUUAGAAGCUUUUACUAAUUCAGAGGUCAUCAGCGUGAUUGAAAAGAACACCAAGGCUACCAGCUUCAAUGUAGAGGAAAUUUUGGCAUCAAAAGAAAAGAUUGUCAAUCUUGACAUCAAUGUGAAAUAUGAUGAAACUGACAUUGUGAAAAGCAUAAAUACUUUGGACAUAACUACUCCAGCCAAGAAGAAGAAGCUGAAACCAAAGAGAAAGAAGAGAGUGGUUAUCACUGGUAACGAAACAAUUGAUGAGUUAUUUAGAGAGUUUAAGAGUAUCCAGAAUGACGUGGAAAAGCUUGUGGAUUUCUCUAUUAAAAACAACUACAACGUGCCUUUAAUUAAGACGAUUUUGAAAAACUCUGGAAAUGAAGAUGUUGAUAACAUUUUAAACUGCUAUAUGAAGCACUUCUUCAAGAACCCAGAAGCAGAUAUGACCUAUUUAAAACUCUAUAAUUGGUUUAGAAUGAUUUUGAUCUACAAUGGUGGAUAUAUAAUCAAGAAUGCCGCUGAACAAAAGAAAAAGAUUCAAAUGUUGAAGAAAUUUCAAACCGUUGUCAGAGAAAACAACAACCACUUGAAUGAUUUCUUGAAUUUGCAAGGGAAAUUGUCAUUAUUAAAAUCACAAUAUGAACUCAGAAACCAAAUAUACUCAAGUAGUACCAAAGAGAAUAACAGAUAUUCCGACGACUUCGAUGAUGAUGAUGCUGUUCUUGUGAAUGGUAAUGCUACCAAAACCCAUAAUCAACUCUUAAAUAAUGUUAUCAAAGAAGGACAGGCUGUUGAUAGCAAUGAAGGGGUCCAACUUAUAGAAGAUGAUGCCAUCAUUUACGAAAAUGGUGAAGUCGAUGAAAAAGUUGAUGAUGACGAUGUUGAACAAGACGAGGAAAAUAAUAUGGAAGAGUUGAGCGAUGAAGAGGACGAUGAGUGA
This is a messenger RNA of Saccharomycopsis crataegensis, 2004 nucleotides long. RefSeq names its product Utp9p (gene UTP9). Lineage: Eukaryota; Fungi; Ascomycota; Saccharomycetes; Ascoideales; Saccharomycopsidaceae. The record is from RefSeq and is a predicted model, not a curated record. Bases 1 to 2004 code for a protein of 667 amino acids. The transcript has a single exon. Gene Ontology annotation, molecular function: protein binding.